ACUCUUUCUUUAUCUCUCUGUCUUUCUCGCUGGUUAAGACGAGGUUCAUGUGAAGUUGUGUGAUAAAUACGGGUAUAGUCUUGAUUUUGAAGUCUUUUGUUGAUGAUGAUUCUCAGUGGGGAAACAACACACUGCUGAGGCUUAAAGAGCAGGAACUUCAACUUGUUCGAGCGGGUGCUAGUUGAGGAGGUUUCCGGGCUUGGAUGAGAGCCAGGCAGCAGUGAGCGGCCACAUCCUCCAUCAGCGCAGCCAUGCCGCCCCCAGCAGACAUUGUGAAGGUGGCCAUCGAGUGGCCCGGGGCCUUUCCCAAACUUAUGGAGAUUGACCAGAAAAAGCCUCUCUCAGCCAUCAUUAAAGAAGUAUGUGAGGGGUGGAACUUGCCAAACCCUGAAACCUUUGCCCUGCAGAAUGCUGACUCAACCAACUUCUACAUCACUGAAAAGAAUCGCAACAACAUCAAAAACGGCUCCAUUCUGCGGCUUACUACGUCAGCUGCACAGAUGGCCCAGCAGCUGCAUGAGCGCAUCCAGUCGUCCAGCAUGGACAUGAAGCUGGACGCUCUGAAGGAUCUGGCCAACUCUUCACGAGACAUCACCUUUGCUCAGGAGUUCAUCAACCUCGACGGCAUCUCGCUGCUCACACAGAUGGUGGAGAGUGGCACAGAACGGUAUCAGAAACUGCAGAAGAUUAUGAAGCCCUGCUUUGGUGACCUGCUCUCCUUUACACUGACGGCCUUCGUGGAGCUCAUGGACCAUGGCAUUGUCUCCUGGGACACCUUCUCUGUGGCCUUUAUCAAGAAGAUUGCCAGUUAUGUGUGUAAAUCUUCCAUGGACACUGCUGUACUCCAGAGGUCUCUAGCCAUCCUGGAAUCAAUGGUGCUCAACAGUCAAGAUCUCUACCAGAAGGUGGCUCAAGAAAUCACUAUUGGCCAGCUCAUCCCCCAUCUGCAAGGGACGGAUCAGGACAUUCAGACUUACACCAUCGCAGUGAUUAAUGCGUUGUUCCUCAAAGCCCCUGAGGAGAAGAGACAGUUUGAUGAGGACAAUGUGAACAUCCUUGAUUGUCCUCUUACAGAGAUGGCUCACAUUCUAGCACAGAAGCAGCUGCGCUCAAUCAUCCUCAGUAAUGUGAUCAGGAGUAACAAACCCAUAAAUGAUGAAAUGGCCCACCAGUUAUAUGUACUACAAGUUUUGACCUUUAACCUUUUGGAGGACCGCAUGAUGACAAAGAUGGAUCCUCAAGACCAGGCUCAGAGGGACAUCAUCUUCGAGCUACGCAGGAUCGCUUUUGACGUUGAGUGUGAGUCUAACAACAGUGGCAGCUUUGAGAAGCGCAAGUCCAUGUAUACCAGAGACUACAAAAAGCUGGGCUUCAUCAAUCACGUGAAUCCUGCAGUGGACUUCACUCAGAUUCCUCCUGGGAUGCUAGCUCUGGACAACAUGCUCUAUUUUGCCAGACACCAUCAGGACGCUUAUAUCAGGAUUGUACUGGAGAACAGCAGUCGUGAGGAUAAACAUGAAUGUCCAUUCGGGCGCAGUAGUAUCGAACUGACAAAGAUGCUGUGUGAAAUUCUCAAAGUUGGAGAACUUCCCAGCGAAAACUGCCAUGACUUCCACCCGAUGUUUUUCACCCACGACCGCUCAUUUGAGGAGUUCUUUUGCAUUUGUAUCCAACUACUCAACAAAACCUGGAAAGAGAUGAGAGCCACUUCUGAAGACUUCAAUAAGGUGAUGCAGGUGGUGAAGGAACAGAUCACUCGUGCUCUCACGAUCAAGCCUAACUCUCUGGAUCAGUUUAAAAGUCGUCUGCAAAAUUUGAGCUACACUGAGAUCCUCAAAUUGCGCCAAUCUGAGAGGAUGAACCAGGAGGAUUUCCAAUCCCGGCCCAUCCUGGAGCUUAGGGAGAAAAUCCAGCCAGAGAUCAUGGAGUUGAUCAAACAGCAACGCCUCAAUCGUUUGUGUGAGGGCACCUGCUUCAGGAAGAUCAGCAGCCGAAGGAGACAGGACAAGUUCUGGUACUGUCGACUGUCACCCAAUCAUAAAGUUCUCCACUAUGGGGAUCUGGAGGAAAGCCCUCAGGGAGAGGUACCACAUGAUUCCCUACAGGACAAACUUCCUGUAGCUGAUAUUAAAGCUGUUGUCACUGGUAAAGACUGUCCACACAUGAAGGAAAAGGGAGCUCUGAAGCAGAACAAGGAGUUGCUGGAGCUGGCUUUCUCUGUCCUCUACGAAUCUGAUGAGUAUCUAAACUUCAUUGCCCCUGACAAGCAUGAGUACUGCGUGUGGACAGAUGGGCUGAAUGCACUGCUGGGGAAGGAGAUGACCAGUGAGUUCACUCGCUCAGACAUGGACACUCUUCUCAACAUGGAGAUGAAGCUCCGCCUCCUGGACCUGGAGAACAUCCAAAUCCCUGAAGUUCCUCCCCCGAUCCCCAAAGAGCCAAGCAAUUAUGACUUUGUUUAUGACUGCAACUAAUCUCCUUUCACUGGACUGACUGAUUUUUCCUAAAUGCAUACUGGAAGAAGAACUUUUACUAAAAGUUACAGAAAAGAAAAAACAGACAUCUCUUUAAAACUUGGCUCUCU
Messenger RNA from Sinocyclocheilus grahami, 2584 nucleotides. Its product is annotated as engulfment and cell motility protein 1-like. The transcript is spliced from 23 exons. Lineage: Eukaryota; Metazoa; Chordata; Actinopteri; Cypriniformes; Cyprinidae. The coding region runs from base 252 to 2474 and encodes 740 amino acids. Gene Ontology annotation, biological process: actin filament organization; cell motility. The record is from RefSeq and is a predicted model, not a curated record. Gene Ontology annotation, cellular component: guanyl-nucleotide exchange factor complex; plasma membrane.